Messenger RNA from Alternaria arborescens, 804 nucleotides. Its product is annotated as Tetrahydroxynaphthalene reductase. The coding region runs from base 1 to 804 and encodes 267 amino acids. The record is from RefSeq and is a predicted model, not a curated record. NCBI's taxonomy places the organism in Eukaryota, Fungi, Ascomycota, Dothideomycetes, Pleosporales, Pleosporaceae. The transcript has 3 exons. Gene Ontology annotation, molecular function: oxidoreductase activity.
AUGGCAUCAAUCGAGCAGACAUGGAGCCUUGCCGGCAAGGUCGCCGUUGUUACCGGCUCAGGCCGUGGUAUCGGAAAGGCGAUGGCCAUUGAGCUGGCCAAGCGUGGCGCAAAGGUCGCCGUCAACUACGCCAACGCCGUCGAGGGAGCUGAGCAGGUUGUCAAGGAGAUCAAGGCCCUUGGUAACGGCUCAGAUGCCGCUGCCUUCAAGGCUAACGUUGGCAACGUCGAGGAGUCUGAGAAGCUGAUGGAUGACGUUGUUGCCCACUUCGGCAAGCUCGACAUCUGCUGCUCAAACUCUGGUGUCGUCUCAUUCGGUCACUUCAAGGACGUCACACCCGAGGAGUUCGACCGUGUCUUCACCAUCAACACCCGUGGUCAGUUCUUCGUCGCUAAGGCGGCGUACAAGAGGAUGGAGAUUGGUGGUCGCAUCAUCCUUAUGGGAUCCAUCACUGGUCAGGCCAAGGGUGUACCCAAGCACGCUGUCUACUCCGGCUCAAAGGGUGCCAUUGAGACAUUCACCAGGUGCAUGGCUAUCGAUGCUGGCGAGAAGAGGAUCACUGUCAACUGCGUUGCACCCGGUGGCAUCAAGACCGACAUGUACCACGCAGUGUGCCGCGAGUACAUUCCCGGUGGUGAGAAGCUCUCCAAUGACCAGGUCGACGAGUACGCCUGCACAUGGUCCCCUCACAACCGUGUCGGCCAGCCAGUAGACAUUGCCCGUGUCGUCUGCUUCCUUGCUUCUCAAGACGGUGACUGGGUCAACGGAAAGGUUAUUGGCAUUGAUGGCGCUGCUUGCAUGUAA